CCCAAGCAGCUGGAGGGGACGGUGGCCAAGAGCACCUUCAUCGCUAUCCAGCCUGAUGGGGUCCAACGCAGCGUGGGCCUCAAGUGCUUAAAGCCAAAGGGAUUCUGCCUCAUUGCUAUGAAAUUAAUUCGGGCUUUUGAAGACCUUCUCAAGGAACAACACUAUGUGCACCUGAAGGACCGUGUGUUCUUUGCCGGCCUGGCGAGGUGCUUGCAAUCAGGGCCUGUGGGUGCCAGGGUCUGGGAGGGGCUGAAAGUGCUGAAGACAGGUCACGUGAUGCUCAGGGAGACCAGCCCUGCGGACUCCAAGCCUGGGACCAUCCGUGGGGACUUCUGCACCCGAGCUGGCGGGAACAUUAUCCAUGGCUGUGAUUCCUCAGAGGGUGCGGGGAAGGAGACCGGCCUGUGGUUUGGGCCCUAGGAGCUGGUGGAUUAGAAGAGCUGUGCUCAGAACUGGACCCACAAGGAAUGA
Ailuropoda melanoleuca (giant panda) is the source of this 471-nucleotide messenger RNA. Its product is annotated as nucleoside diphosphate kinase A-like. Gene Ontology annotation, molecular function: nucleoside diphosphate kinase activity. The record is from RefSeq and is a predicted model, not a curated record. The annotation marks the transcript as partial. Gene Ontology annotation, biological process: CTP biosynthetic process; GTP biosynthetic process; UTP biosynthetic process. The transcript has a single exon. NCBI's taxonomy places the organism in Eukaryota, Metazoa, Chordata, Mammalia, Carnivora, Ursidae.